AUGAAAUCACACCUGCGGUACUCAAGACCAAGGACGUCAGCGUUCUGGCGAAAGGAAGCUCAUGUCGAAACGCAGUAUUCGCGCCAUUUCCUGCAGACGUGCUUCCUCGACGGCGCCAGCAACAGGACUGACUGCUGGGCUCUCGUCGCUGGUGGCCCGUGCUGGUGCGGUGGGCGGGGCCCGAGGCACGCCCAUCGCAACAAGUUGCACCCCACUCCGUCCGCGGAUAGGGAUUUCGUAAGCGGAUCUCUUAAGGCCGUUCUACACUUCUCGCGU
This is a messenger RNA of Iphiclides podalirius (scarce swallowtail), 276 nucleotides long. The record is from the annotation of a GenBank genome assembly. NCBI's taxonomy places the organism in Eukaryota, Metazoa, Arthropoda, Insecta, Lepidoptera, Papilionidae.